Messenger RNA from Angiostrongylus costaricensis, 1308 nucleotides. NCBI's taxonomy places the organism in Eukaryota, Metazoa, Nematoda, Chromadorea, Rhabditida, Metastrongylidae. The record is from the annotation of a GenBank genome assembly.
AUGAGUAAGGACAUAAGUGAAGCUCUGAGACAUGUUUUAAACGAUAGCGGCUAUGACUUCGGAGGCGAUCGGGUUGUCGAGGACAGUACGACUGUGCAGGUUAAAAAUCCCGCAGCUCGAAAGACAGGCGAGGAGAUUGAAGUGUUCUACAGUCGAACUGCUCAAGUACUUUCACAACCGAAUUCGGAUGAUGAGGAUUUCGGUACCUUUUUCUGUUUUACAGCAACUCUCUCGGACUCGGAAAUCACGGAACGGUGUAGAACAAGUUCAUUUCAUCGUGGAACAUGUGGAAGUGAUGAUGAGGGGCGAAAGCACACAGUGUUGAGGUAUAGGAGACGUCGCGGUGGACAAUGGAGGCAGGUUCAGGCCGACAGCUCGAUUCGUAAAGGAGACGAAGACGAAUUAGAAGUAUGCAUUGAUCUACAAUAUAUAACCUAUGAGGCACGUUGGAAGGUUUUGAAAUAUGAGCAUUUGCCAGAUUGGCUGCAGGAUAACGAAUUUCUGCGUCACGGUCAUCGCCCUCCGCUUCCCUCUUUCGCUGAGUGUUUUAAAAGCAUUUGGUCACUUCACACUGAAACUGGGAAUAUUUGGACUCAUCUUAUUGGGUGCUUAGCGUUCUUCUGCCUUGGGGUGUGGUUUCUCACUCGUCCUGAUAACCACAUUCAGUGGCAAGAAAAGAUAGUGUUUUCGUUUUUCUUUGGUGGAGCUGUUCUAUGCUUAGGACUCUCUUUUGUGUUCCACACUUUGUGUUGUCAUUCUCUCAACGUUGGCCGCUUGUUUUGCAAGCUUGACUAUAUGGGCAUAUCUCUACUGAUAGUUGGAUCAUUCAUUCCAUGGAUUUACUAUGGAUUUUACUGUCGAAUGGAGCCAAAGAUUACGUACAUUGCUAUGGUAUCCGUUCUUGGUGUAGGCGCAAUUGUUGUUUCACUUUGGGAUAAAUUCAGUGAACCCCGUUACCGACCACUUCGGGCAGGUGUUUUUGUUGGGAUGGGAUGCAGUGGUAUCGUUCCCACUGUUCAUUAUAUAAUCACUGACGGUGUGCGUUCGUUGUUUGAAGAUAAUGCCUUCCAUUGGCUUCUUUUGAUGGCUUUCUUAUAUCUUCUUGGAGCCCUUCUGUACGCAACUCGCACUCCAGAACGAUUUUUUCCUGGGAAGUGUGAUAUAUGGUUUCAAUCUCAUCAGUUAUUCCAUACUUGUGUGGUGGUUGCCGCUUUCGUGCAUUAUUAUGGGAUCUCUGAGAUGGCGUGGAUCAGACUGAACGGUCAAUGUCCGGUUGAUGGCUUGUUUUCAAUCCGCAAUGAGUUGUAG